Molecule: messenger RNA, 1272 nt
Organism: Pyricularia grisea
Lineage: Eukaryota; Fungi; Ascomycota; Sordariomycetes; Magnaporthales; Pyriculariaceae
Exons: 1
Coding region: 1-1272 (423 amino acids)
Source: RefSeq, a predicted model, not a curated record
AUGGCUUUGCGCACCAUUCGGACCGGUAGUUGGUGCCGAACAUUUGCAUCCGGCUCCCAUGCUCCUCAUCACGAGCAAGUCUCCGUCCGCUGUGCUUCGUCUGGUCACAUCACUGUCGACCUGCACAACCAUCUCUAUCACCCUCCUACUGCGCCCCUGGUGAUUUAUCUUCCAUCAUUCUCCCGACCGCCACACCUCUCCCCUCCCCUCCCGGAAUUCAUCAAACGAUAUCCGACAGCAGUCAUCAACUACCGGUGGCCAGAGGAUUCCCUCAUCUCAGACCCCGUUCCCGCAGGCCAAAACAACCAGCCCGAGGAUGACGGCAUCAUUCCAACAAAUCCACUUCACUGGCCCACGCCCAUCCACGAUACCCUCUUUGGCUAUUCUUGGAUCACGGACAACCUGGUCCCUCCAGAAAAUCAACGGCGAGACAUAUACGUCGUCGGUUCCUAUCUCGGCGCGUCGUUGGCUGCCUCCCUAGCCCUCACAGAGUCGCACAUACACGAGCGAAUGGCCGUCCGUGGCGUGGCCUUGUACAAUGGCAUUUACGACUGGACGGCAUUUCUUCCACCGCAAAACAACAACCCUGCUAACCCGGACGCUCUCGCCGCCAUGAAAUCCCUGCUGGAGCUACCAGACGAUGACGUAGAGGGCUCCGCGAUGCACUACCUCCGCCAGCUGGUCCCGACGCUCUUCAAGACACCUUCGAACCUAUUCGACCCAUUUGCAAGCGCUGUACUAUUCUUCCGCAGCACGGGUCUGCUGGUUCCAUCGUCGUUUGAGCCGUCAGAUUCAACCAUCCCACCGGAACUUGAGCGCGCCAUAGCUGAGCUUUCAUUGGACGAGACCUCCACUCCGGCCCCGGGCAGUCCAGAGGCAGCCAGGCUCGAAGUGGCUUUCAAGGCCCCGAGGAAGGGAUACAUGGCCUUUCCUACGCGCCAGUCGAUGCUGCGUAUUCCUGAAGCGUUGAUAUUGCACGAGACAGGGACUGCGCAGCCUGUUCGUGGUAAAUGGAGGAAGCGGGGCACGGCUGCCCGCAAUGACUUUGCAUCGCAGGCUAAGGAGCUGGCAAGGGUGAUGCGACGAAGCAUCAGCAUGUAUGAGCUGCGAGAGCGGAUGAGGGUGGAUGAUGUUGAUGAAGGCGGUGCCGAGGCUGAACGACGGGUGCAGCUACGCGACAUUGGGACAGAGGAUGUUGCUGAGGAGGCUUUAGGGCCGGUUGUAGAGGAGUGGCUCGAGGAGAAAAUGGAUGCGUGUAACGUGCCAGCUUAG